GAAACACUCCUCUUUGCAGCACGGCGUGGAUUGCUGCUAGUAUUGAAGUUUGAUCACCUCUCAUCAGUCUCAAGGAGAACGAUGACCGUGCUUUCUCGCGCCUGUUCUCGCUGCAUCGCUCAAGCGGCGACGAGCAGCAGUGCCCGACUCGGAACCACAUCGCGGGCCCUCUCCUCCUCUUCCACGAGAUUGAGCUCACCACCAGCCGACCCAAAGGCGAUAGCAGAAGCCUUUCUAUCCAAAUUCUCCAAGGGGCAAACGUUCGUGCGCCGUCAACUGCUGGACGCCAACCAGAUCCGCCUCUUCUCACUCACUCUGAAUCGAGCUCAUCUAUGGCCCACUAGCUCCGUUUCGUCCACCAAGACGCUCGAGGAGGCGGAGCCUGUCCAAGGCACUCCCAUCCCCCCGGCCUAUCAUCUCUGCUACUUCACACCAGCUCAACUACCUGGCAUAUUGGGGCUAGAUGGCACGGAUGCGAGUUUCAACCCCGACGCACCCUUCACGAGACGCAUGUGGGCUGGAGGAUCAUGUCAUUGGCCCGGAGCUGAUCCUAAUGCGGUCCACCAGGCACUCUUGGUGGUCGGCGAUACCGUCACCGAGGUCACGAGGGUGUUGAGCUGCGAGCCCAAGGUCAUUGGCAAGACGGGGGAGAGUAUGCUAGUCGUGGGCGUGGAGAAGGAAUUCCGGAAUGGGAAAGAUGAGCUGUGCGUCCUGGACCGGAGAAAUUGGGUCUUUCGAGUAGCCCUCGACCCUUCCAAACCUGCACCCUUGGUUCCCAAGCCAAAGGAAUUGUCACAGGCGGAACUUGACAAGAGCGUUGAGGGGAAGCUAUGGCGGGAAUACAGUCGUGACGAAGCAACGCUGUUCCGAUUCUCGGGCUUGACAUUCAAUGCGCACAGGAUUCACUACGACAAGCCCUGGGCAACGGAGGUGGAGGGCCACAGGAACGUGGUUGUCCACGGCCCGAUGAAUCUGAUUGCCAUGUUGGAUCUGUGGCGAGAUGAAGCCAGUGUCUUUCGGGGUGUGGGUGAAGGAUCAAUGCAGGAUGAUGAAGCUGUCUACUAUCCGCAGAUGAUUGAGUAUCGGGCUACGAGCCCCGUCUACGGCAGAGAGCCCUACCGGGUGAUGAUGAAUAAGGAGGCGGUGGACAAGAAAGAGGCAGAGACAAGGGUGGUGAGUAACGACGGGACGGUAUGCAUGAAGGGGACGGUGACGGAUUGGUCUCUGAGCAAGUAAGGGUGCAACCCCCAAAAAGCAAAUUGAGCAGUCGGUGUGGGAGGCGACCGUAGACGGCCGCUUACGAAGGUGGCUGUCGACUUGGGUCGCUCAUCAACCCGAAUUGGGAGCGGAGGGUCGACUUGGACUGGGGAUGAGAUAAGGAUGGACCAUCUAGCUACGAGGAUUUUGUUGGGGGAAGUGGCUGAAAAUCGAGAUCGAGGCCAAGACAGAGCUGGUUGCGUAUACGGUGCCUUUGACCUGCCUGUUUGGUGUGUUGUUCGUCGCCGAGCUGCUUCUCCAGAUGGUGAUGGAGGUGAGGAUACAGGUGAGCAAAGGUGGAGAUGGUGACAGUCGAGUGUGG
This is a messenger RNA of Cladophialophora immunda, 1579 nucleotides long. RefSeq lists its product as uncharacterized. The coding region runs from base 82 to 1236 and encodes 384 amino acids. The transcript has a single exon. Gene Ontology annotation, molecular function: (3R)-hydroxyacyl-[acyl-carrier-protein] dehydratase activity. Gene Ontology annotation, cellular component: mitochondrion. Lineage: Eukaryota; Fungi; Ascomycota; Eurotiomycetes; Chaetothyriales; Herpotrichiellaceae. The record is from RefSeq and is a predicted model, not a curated record.